AUGGGUGCUGGCCUCGACUCCAUCGCCGCAGUCGAGCUCAUCUCGACGUUGAGCCAGAAUUUGAAUAUUGAAAUCGAGCCGACUGCAUUAUUUGACUAUCCGACAAUCGCGAGUCUUGCGAAGUACUUUGCUGGAAUGGAGCCUGCCCAGGCUGUAGUCCUACCGUCAUUGCCACAAGCUUCCAUGAAACCGCGGGUACAAGUGGAUGUGGCUGAGGUUGUCGCGAAAGCUGUCGAGGAACUUCUCGGAACAAUUGUCCCAGACGACGCACCACUUAUGGGUGCUGGUCUCGAUUCGAUUGCCGCCGUCGAAUUAGUUGCAACGUUGAGCCAAAACCUGAGCACAGAAAUUGAGCCAACUGCAUUGUUCGAUCACCCGACGAUCGGGAGUCUUGUCAGGUACUUUGCUGCGGAGAUGGAACCUAGUUCGAUGACAUCAGCAUUAGACAGUAGCGAUAUCCUCCAAGCUUCCUCAGAAUACAACGCGGGUAAUGAUAAAAUGGUACAGUAG
Messenger RNA from Pelagomonas calceolata, 510 nucleotides. The record is from the annotation of a GenBank genome assembly. Lineage: Eukaryota; Pelagophyceae; Pelagomonadales; Pelagomonadaceae.